Cercopithifilaria johnstoni is the source of this 429-nucleotide messenger RNA. The record is from the annotation of a GenBank genome assembly. NCBI's taxonomy places the organism in Eukaryota, Metazoa, Nematoda, Chromadorea, Rhabditida, Onchocercidae.
AUGACGACAACGAUGUUGCCCGGUUGCAGCGAGACGGACGGUUGUGAAAACGGAGCAGAGGAUAAGAGUGUUAUGUAUAUUUUGUAUCAUCCACAAAAUUAUAACACCAUCGAGCAGGAAAAGAAUUCUCCCCCAAUCGGUUUGUCCGUUCACCGAGGCACAACAUUUUUGUUUGCAGCUCCGGCACCGACACCAUUAACGCGCACUACCACUGCCCCACCUCUUUCCCUCUACUCCCUCCGUAUUUCCGGUUACACCGCCAUUACUGACAUAACAUAUAUAUAUAUAUUUAUGUAUAAUGACAGACGAACAGACAUGGUAACAGAUAUAUACUGUCUAGUGUAUGGCAACACAGCCGGCCCAGAAAUCGUAUUUUCUGACUCGCUCCGAGAUGCAACACCGAAAAUCUAUUUAAGCCAGACAGGCUGA